Aspergillus pseudonomiae is the source of this 951-nucleotide messenger RNA. RefSeq names its product DNL-type zinc finger protein. The transcript has a single exon. Gene Ontology annotation, biological process: protein folding; protein import into mitochondrial matrix; protein stabilization. Gene Ontology annotation, cellular component: mitochondrion. The coding region runs from base 111 to 695 and encodes 194 amino acids. The record is from RefSeq and is a predicted model, not a curated record. Lineage: Eukaryota; Fungi; Ascomycota; Eurotiomycetes; Eurotiales; Aspergillaceae. Gene Ontology annotation, molecular function: protein-folding chaperone binding; zinc ion binding.
UUUCAACUGUCGGGUUUCUACUAGGUCCUUGGGCAAGCAAUUCCAGAGGCUAAUACUUUAAGUCGGCGACUUUCAUACCGAUUCAAUAAACUCAUCUUCACGACCUCGCCAUGCGCUCAUUCACAUCUUUCCCCCGAGGCCUCCGUGCCAUCCAGAGCUCUCUUCCCCGAACUGCCAUCUCGCGCCCUACAUCCAGACCUUUCUCUCAACUCAUCAACCGCUCCACCCGAUCAUCCCCCGCACUUUCCUGGGCGGCGGUCAGAAUCUCCGUACCGGCCUCUACACUCCGUUACAACUCUAGCUCUGCGAGGCCUCUCACGGAUCAGUCCGCGGACGCUGCCAGAGAUGCGGAGAACGAAGAACAGAACAGGAAACGCCGGGAACAAGAACCGGCCUACCAAAUUACCUUCACAUGCAAGCCGUGCGGCGAGCGCUCGUCUCACCGUAUGUCCAAGCAGGGUUAUCACCGCGGGACGGUCGUGAUCCGUUGUCCGUCCUGUAAGAAUCGUCACAUCAUCAGCGAUCACCUCAAUAUCUUCUACGACAAGAAGACGACAUUGGAGGAUAUCUUGGCCGAACAGGGAAAUAAACUGAAGCGGGGGUAUGUGGAAGGAGACAUGGAAUUCUGGGAUGAUGGAUCGGUGACCCCGAAGGAGGGUGAGGAGGCGAAGCCCGAUCAGGGACAGUUGCCUUGAUCUAUCUGUCCCUGUGGGAGUUUAAUGGAUAAUGAAAAGAGGCCUGGCUGUCGGUUGCAUAUCUACAUUCGAAGAGUUACACUACCAAAAGUCUGCAUAGAGUUGCUGGUUCAAAAGAUACAUGGGUAUACAGGCGUUGUUGGUUGUCCCGUUUAGAUACCUCUGUGACAUUAUAUACACUCUGCUCUUGCGACCUGUACUAUUAUUAUAACUUCGAUGGAUAUAUUUUGUACUAUAAUAGCAAAUAAUCUAUUCC